AUGUGUAUCAGUGGUAACUGUGUUCCUGUACUGGAAGGUAGAACCUGUGGCUCUCCUCCUGUUGUCCCAAAUACUGAACAAACCUCACCAUCAGGUCCAUUUUCUGUGGGUUACACAUACAAUUACUCGUCAUGUUUAGAGGGAUACGAACCAUCUGGAGAACUCUACACUACUUGUCAGGACAACGGAAAAUGGACGCCAGCUUUGUUUAGAUGCAUAGCUGACCAAGACUGUGCUGCAAUUUUAAAAAAGAACUCCAGCAAAAGGGGAGUGGACGGUGUAUACACUAUAUACCCAGAUGGUUACGGGAUUCCUGCUUUCUGCGAUAUGACAACAGAACAUGGAGGAUGGACAGUCAUACAACAACGACAAGAUAACUCAACCGAUUUCUACAGGACAUGGAACGAGUACAAACAGGGAUUUGGUACUCCUGGUAAAAAUCAUUGGAUAGGAAAUGACGUAAUAUAUCACUUAUCCAAAGGAAAGAACCAGAAACUGCGGGUUAAUCUUCAGAGUUUCAGUGGCGACACAGCGUAUACCGAGUAUGCCACAUUUGAUGUCGGGGAUGAGGCGAGUAAUUAUAUACUCGCUUUGUCUGGAAAUUCUGGAACAGCUGGUAACGGUAUGAUUCUAAACGAUGGUAAGAAAUUCACCACCAAAGACCGAGAUAACGAUAUCUACGAGGCCAAAAACUGUGCCGAGAAGCACCACGGGGCCUGGUGGUACCACAUGUGUGGCUACUCAAACCUCAAUGGACAAUACGGCAACCCUAAUGUGACUGGCAUGGACUACAUGAUCUGGUAUUUUUGGAAGUAUGAUGAACCAUUACAAAAGAGUUGGAUGAUGAUAAAAACAAAAACAUAAAUCUUCA
Molecule: messenger RNA, 871 nt
Organism: Saccostrea echinata
Lineage: Eukaryota; Metazoa; Mollusca; Bivalvia; Ostreida; Ostreidae
Product: fibrinogen-like protein A
Exons: 6
Coding region: 1-864 (287 amino acids)
Source: RefSeq, a predicted model, not a curated record